AAUGGAAUAUUUAUUUGUUAUAACAAAAUUGGCGAGAUAAUUAUUUUGCGACAAAUAUCUAUAUUCUCUUUUUUAAAAAAUAUUUAUGAUAGAUGUAUAAUAGUACGCAACAUUUUCACUGCUAGAGUCAUCAGAAUGAAAAGCUAACCUAUAUUUAUUUUGUAGAUACAACUAUAAAGGAUGGUUAUCUGCACUGAAUUUCAAGCAAUUGUACUUGCUGGCGGAAAGGGUUCUCGUAUGACAGAACUCACAGCUGGUCAACCAAAAUGUUUAUUACCUAUUGGAAAUAAACCAAUGAUUUGGUUUUCUCUACAGUUACUUGAACGUAGUGGAUUUAAGGAAUGUAUUAUAAUAGUAUCAGAAUCAGUAAAGAAUGAUGUAUCGUUGUUGUUGGAUAAACUAGAUUUAAAAAUUAAAAUGGAAAUUAUAGGAAUACAAGGUGCAGAAGAUCUUGGUACCGCAGAUUCCAUUAGACUUAUUCAUGAAAAAAUUCACACAGAUUUCUUAGUAUUAUCGUGUGAUUUGAUAACAGAUAUUGAUAUCUCUGAAACAUUAAAUCUAUAUAGAAAACAUAAUGCGAGUAUUACAGCAUUAAUGUUACCAAUGUUCAAAAUAUCAGACGAAUUUGUUACUCCAGGACCUAAAAAUAAACAAAAACCAGAAACAGAUCUAAUGGGAAUAGACAAUGAGACCGGACGUUUAGUAUUUUUGGCGUCGGCUUCAGAUUUUGAAGAAACAAUAAAUAUAUCUCAAAAAAUUCUCAAGAAACAUACCAAUUUUACUAUGUAUUCUAAACUGAUGGAUGCACAUGUCUAUAUUAUUAAUAAAUGGGUUUUGGAUUUUCUAGUAUUUAAUAAAAACAUUAGUACAUUGAAAGGUGAACUUCUUCCAUACAUAGUUACUAAGCAAUUAUCAAAACCACCUAAGCAAUGUCCAGAAGACAAAAAUACUUCCAUGGUACAGGUAAAUUUGAAAGAAGAUAUAUUCCGUUUUGCAGUUGCAAAACCAUUAGACGAGUUAAUAAGAAGAAUGUCUGCAUUUAAUGACCACAGUACUGAUUUACAAGAAGCUUAUCAUGAUGAUAUAAUUAGAUGUUAUGCUCACAUUAUGAAAAAUGGGUUUGGAUUAAGAGCUAACACUAUACAAAUGUAUCAUUUUGCAAAUUUUAAGAUAUCGGAUUGGUCGUCUAGUAUUAUAAAAUCUGAUCUAUUCCUGAAUACAUCAUCAUCUGCUACUGUUAAAAGUACACAAGUUCAAAAUUGUAGUAUAGAUGAAAAUGCAUUUAUUGAUGAAAAAACAUCCCUGAAAGUUAGUCACAUUGGUCCUAACACAAUUGUUGGAACGAAAACCAGAAUUUUAAAUAGUGUUAUAAUGGGCAAUGUAACUAUAAAACAAAGAUGCGCAAUACACAACAGUAUUUUAUGCAAUGGAUCUAUCAUCGAAGAAGGUACCGAAUUAAAAAAUUGUAUAGUUGGAGCUCAACAUGUUGUAACAUCUAACAGUCAACAUUCUCGAGAAGUAUUAACUGAAGCUGACAGAUUAAUAGAGAUUUAA
Vespa mandarinia (Asian giant hornet) is the source of this 1554-nucleotide messenger RNA. RefSeq names its product eukaryotic translation initiation factor 2B subunit gamma (gene eIF2Bgamma). Gene Ontology annotation, molecular function: translation initiation factor activity; guanyl-nucleotide exchange factor activity. Gene Ontology annotation, cellular component: eukaryotic translation initiation factor 2B complex; guanyl-nucleotide exchange factor complex. The record is from RefSeq and is a predicted model, not a curated record. Gene Ontology annotation, biological process: biosynthetic process; cytoplasmic translational initiation. NCBI's taxonomy places the organism in Eukaryota, Metazoa, Arthropoda, Insecta, Hymenoptera, Vespidae.